Ahaetulla prasina is the source of this 7384-nucleotide messenger RNA. It is a transcript of the gene MYO19, whose product is annotated as myosin XIX. The record is from RefSeq and is a predicted model, not a curated record. Gene Ontology annotation, biological process: actin filament organization; vesicle transport along actin filament. NCBI's taxonomy places the organism in Eukaryota, Metazoa, Chordata, Lepidosauria, Squamata, Colubridae. Bases 844 to 3735 code for a protein of 963 amino acids. Gene Ontology annotation, molecular function: microfilament motor activity; actin filament binding; ATP binding. The transcript is spliced from 24 exons. Gene Ontology annotation, cellular component: actin cytoskeleton; cytoplasm; vesicle.
UUGAAGUCCCCAAGUCUUAAAGGGACCAAGGUUUGAGACCCUUGGGCUAAUGGACCUACAGAAACCACGGUUUUGGUACUUAUCCUACCCUGAGUAGCCGCCUCCCUCCUGCCCUUCCUAAACCAUCCAAAUCCAGCAAAUCCUGCGCUUGGCGUCUCCACCCGUUUUCGAAGCGAUUCCUUCAGAUCAGAUUACAGGCGUCGAGUGACACCUUCCCCCUUCCCUAAAGCGAACCCCUUCGAGUAGAAAGCUAGUAGCCCUUUAAGCGAACCCUUUUCAUCCAGCUGUUUUAUUUAUUCCAUGGACAGCGCGCGCGAAACAUCCUUGCCAUGCAAAGAAUUGCAGGCAAAAAUUACAGGACCGCGUGCAAUCUCCCCAAAGCACCGGAGCACGUGAUACCGCUCCGGCUCGGCUCUUUCCACGCGGCCACGUGUUGCCUUUUUCCCAGGGGUUGGGUCUUUCAAAGCGGGGGAGUGGAAGUUUAAACUUUGCCCAGUGCAAGACUUUCCCAGCCCCGACUUCCUCCGCAGAAAAACGCACGCCACGCUUGCAAGAGUCCUUUUACUCCGGGGGGGGGGAACACAAAAACGCACGCGGCUUUUUUGGGCUCCGCAUCCCGCAGGCGGGACUUUCAAUCCCCGGAGCCCAGCCUUUUGGUGAUUCAAAUCCAGCAGCCUCCGCCUCUUGCUCCUGCCCCGCCUUUGCCUGGACUGGGACUGGGACCAGUAAGGAGCGACCUCAGCCUUCCUUCCCCGGUUGUGGUUAGAGGACAUUUCCUUCGGCUUCCCCAGGACCGCCACGAAACUCCGAUUCUAGCUUUAUCCGCUUUCCAUACCUAUCUAUAUGCUGCGGGCUAAUGGCUUCACCACCCAUCACAAUGGGGAAGAUAAUUCUUUGGACAAAGAAAUUGAAUCUUUUCUGACUGACCAACAACAAUUCGCUUGCAUCAGUGACCUUACCAAAGUGAAUCCUGUAACCACCACAACAGUUUUGAAGUGUCUGCAAGCAAGAUAUGCUAUCGAUGUGUUUUAUACCAAAGCGGGCUGCAGCCUUGUGGCCAUCAACCCCUUCCAUCCAGUUCAGUCUCUCUACUCACAGGAGCUCAUGAACGAAUACCACGCUGUUGCUCGUCUUCAGGAAUUAAAACCUCACAUUUUCACCGUAGCAGAAGAAAGCUACCGAAAUGUCCAGAGCCAGAUUCCAUUAGUCAAUCAGUCCAUAAUUGUUAGCGGGGAAAGUGGUGCCGGUAAGACAUGGACCUCCCGCUGCCUGAUGAAGUUUUACGCCACUGUUGCAGCUUCAUCUGAUAUCCCGGAAGGCAGUAUAACGGUGGAGAGGAUUGAGCAACGAGUGUUGGAUUCCAAUCCUGUCAUGGAAGCUUUUGGAAAUGCACGUACCCUUCGGAAUAACAACAGCAGCCGUUUUGGGAAAUACAUCCAACUUCACUUAAAUAGAUCUCAGCUUUUAACGAGUGCCUCCGUUCAGACUUUUCUCCUGGAGAAAACCAGAGUUGCUUAUCAAGCCCCUCAGGAAAGGAAUUUCCAUAUUUUUUACCAGAUUGCAAAGGGAGCCACGGAGGACGAGCGGCGAGAAUGGAAUCUUCCGGAGAGUGCGCGUUUCUCUUGGCUUCCAAAUUCCAAAGAGACUCUAGAAGAAGACUGCUUUGAUGUCACUCGGGAGGCUAUGACCCAUUUGGGUAUUGACAGUUUCACCCAGAAUAAUGUUUUUAAGAUACUAGCUGGUCUUCUCCAUUUGGGCAAUAUUCAAUUCUGCGAGUCAGAAGAUGAGGCACAGCUUUGUGAGCUGGAAGACCUGGCCAAAGGCUUUGCAGAGACUGCUUCCCGGCUUUUAAGUGUGCCUGGGGAGCAGUUGUUGGACACACUCAGGAUCCGGACGAUAACCGCUGGGAGACAACGGCAGGUGUUCCGGAAGCCUUGUCUCAAGGCAGAGUGUGAAACAAGGAGGGACUGUCUGGCCAAGGUGAUUUAUGCCAGGAUCUUUGACUGGCUGGUGUCUGUGAUCAACGAAAGCAUCUGUGCCUCAAAUUCUGUGUGGAAUAACUUCAUAGGUCUACUCGAUGUUUACGGUUUUGAAUCUUUUGUGGAAAACCACUUGGAACAGCUCUGCAUCAACUACGCCAAUGAGAAACUACAGCAGCAUUUUGUCGGCCAUUUUCUAAAGGCUCAACAGGAAGAAUAUACUGAGGAAGGUCUUGAAUGGUCUUUCGUAAACUACCAAGAUAAUCAACCCUGUCUGGACGCCAUCGAAGGGAAUCCUGUUAGCAUUUUCUCCUUGCUCAAUGAGGCCUGUCGCCUUAACUGGACCGCCAAUGCUGCGCAGUUUCAAAGUCGGAUUGAGAUUGCUCUGUUCAAGAACACCUGUGUAAGCCGAGACAAAUUUAGGAAGGAACCAAACUUCAUCGUAUCCCAUUACGCUGGUAGCGUCUGCUAUCGAAUUGAGAGUAUGGUGGAAAAAAAUAAGGAUCCCGUUCCCCCAGAGUUAGUCCUCUUGCUGCAACAAUCCCAGGACGGCUUCCUUCGAAAAUUAUUUCCUGUAGAAGAGACAAACGCCAAACCUGACGAAAAUGAUACGAAGACGCAAGCGAAACCUGCACUUGUCACAGUCGUCUCAAAAUUUAAGGGUUCCCUCGAGCAGCUGAUGGAGAUCCUGCAUGGCACCACGCCGCACUACAUCCGGUGCAUUAAGCCCAACGCAGACUGCAAGGCGGCCCUUUUCAGAAAAGAGGAGGUUCUGCAUCAGUUGGAGGCGUGCGGCAUUGUAGAAACCGUCAACAUCAGUGCAGCUGGCUUUCCAAUUAGGAUUUCCUUCGGAAGCUUUUUAGAACGUUAUGGGCUGCUGAAGGAAUUAAAGAAACGGAAUCUGAAAGCAACGUCCAGUCAAGGAAAUGACUUUUCCCCUGAUGCAGAGAACGAAGAAAAAUGUGACACUUUGCAGUCUAAGGUCCAAGAUAUCCUUCGGCACGUGAACCCCCUUAAUUCUUCUGUCAAACCUGGAGAAACAAAAUCACAAAACCAACCCAUGUUUUGUGGCAUGACCAAAGUAUUUUUGACCAAUUCGAUGUUGGAGCUUCUCGAAUUCCAAAGGGCUUCUGUCUUAUCCGAGAAAGCAUUCUGCAUCCAGUGCUGUUGGAGAAGGUUUCGGAGGAAGAAAAUCGCCAGGCAGAGAUGGUCUGCAACCAUCAUCCAGUCAGCUGUUCGCCAGUGGCUAGCUAGGAAACAUUUCCAGAGGUUACGUAAAGCGGUUACGAUUAUAAAACAGACCUGGAAGAAAUGGAAGACCAAGAUGGCAGCCGUAGCUGCAGAAGAGCUGGAUGGUUUGGAACAACAUUGCCUUCCCUCUGUCCGUGGGUCAGCUGCUACCUCAAGCCAGGCUGCUAGGAAAGUGGAACUGGACAAAUCCUGGCCUCUGAACCCCAUCAUCCACGUCUGGCCUCUCAGUCUUGUUCUGUCAAGCACCCCGACAACGCUGGAGAGGCUCCAGAGAGACCUGGCUCUCCUAACAUGCCUCCAAGUCUUACAGAAGAUGGACUGGACCAAGGCGGAGACCAGGUUGCCUGUCAAAGGUAUCAGCUCCAUCCGAGCUCCCCCAGAGGGCUCCGUCAAGUUCCACUGCAGGAGAUCUCCGCUGCUUUAUGCCAACACCAGACCAUACAGCCACAGCUGCAGAGUGACCGGGUUCAACCAGAUUCUCCUUGAUAAAUGUGCAAUACCUUGAGUCUGAAAGGGUCUUUCUGGGCCCUAGAUCUGUCCUGUAUUUAUUGCUCUUCUUCUUAGCAUGCUUCCUGGAGGACCAGAGAACUUAACUUAAGCACUUAGACUAAACAAAUUAGUAGUCUACAUGGAGAGAUUACCUAUCCAGAAUCUCAAAUCUGUGCUCUCCAAGCAGAAAUUAGGUGCCCAAUUCAGCCAUUCCACUCUAUUGAGCUGCCGUGCCAUCAGUCCCCUCUACCACAAAGACCUUGCAGGAGAAGGGCAGUAUGGACAACCGUGGGAUCUGGCAGGGUGAGAGCUGUGAACCAUAAACACAAAGCUUUUGCAGUGCCCCAGUAUACUGCCCUUGCUGAUCUUAAUAGGGACACUAAAGUGACAGGUCAAGGUAGCUGUGAUACUGAUAACUCAGGGGAUCAUGGUCCGAGAUGAAGAACUUACUUUGGAAAGGGGAACGUGUGAAUCAGAUAUUACACAUUGGUCACACAAGAAGAGCACAGUAUCCAAAAAGAGAAGCCAUCUUCUGAUUGGUGAUUCAAUUAUAAGGGAUGUAAAUUUAGGAAAGGAUAUGGUGGUUUUGAAAGAGUUCAGGUGUUUGCCUGGUGCUACUGCCAGCAGAGGCAAGAGGCAUAUUCUUAAAAUAGUCUAGAAUGCCAGUAAGGAUUGUGAUGUUGAUGUUAUUAUACAUCUUGGCACAAAUGAACUAUCCCAAAAGGAUGUACUUUAUGCGCAGAAUGAUUUCCAGAGCUUGGGGUAUGAACUUAGUUGUAGGCUUAUCUUUUCAGAGGUUUUACCAGUAUAUAAGGAACAAAAAGGUAAAGGCCAGCGCGUAGUGGAGUUUAAUGUGUGGCUAAAGGAGUGGUGUAAAAGGGAAGGCUUUGGUUUUAUUAGUCAUGAUGUCUGCAACUGGCCCAAUGAAAAACUGUACAAAAGAGAUGUAUUGCAUCCAUCAAAGAAAGGGACUGGGUUACUUAGCAAUAAAUUCACAGAUUUUCUGGAUAAACAUUUAAACUGAACAGCAGGGACAGAGAAUUAAUUGAUACAGAACGUUUCUGUCCCCAGCAAUCCAAAUUUAAUAGGGUUAUUAGUGUAUGUAACAUAGAUGUCUGUGUGGGUAAGAUUGUCAGCCCUGCUAUCAAGCAAAACCAAGCAUUUAAUAGUGAGUGCCAUACCAUGUAUACUAAUCCAACAGGUGGCAAGAAAGUAGGGGCAGUCAGGCACAACACAGGUUAUGCAGACAGUAAACACAAGGUCAAAUCAAAAUGGACUCAAAUAUUGAGUCAAUGCACAGAGUAUGAGGAAUAAACAGGGUGAAUUAGAAGUCCAAGUAAAUAAGGGCGGAUAUGAUAUUGUUGCCAUUACGGAAACUUGGUGGGAUGAAACCCACAAAUGAAACAUACAGCUAAAGGGAUAUAAAUUAUUUAAAAGAAAUAGACCAAAUAAAAGAGGAGGUGGAGUUGCACUAUAUAUAAGAAAUAACUACAUCUCUACAGAAAUAAGAGCACAACAAUGACGAAAAUGAUCUUGAAUGCGUUUGGGUCAAUAUUAAAGGGGGUGGAAAUGAUAUUGCCAUAGGUCUAUACUAUAGGCCACUCAACCAAACAGAGGAAGUAGAUAAACUUUUUGGAAGUCAGUUAACUAUGGUAUGUAGGAACCACUUCACAGUAGUAAUGGGGGAUUUUAACUACCCUGACAUCAACUGGGAGACAAACUCUGCACCAAGUGGAAGAUCCAACAGGUUCCCAACAAACCUGCCUGCAGAAGUUGUGAAUGCUCCAACACUGGAAAUUUUUAAGAAAAUGUUGGAUAACUAUUUGUCUGAAAUGGUGUAGUGUUUCCUGCCUGGGCAGGGGGUUGGACUAGAACAGGGGUCUCCAACCUUGGUCCCUUUAAGACUUGUGGACUUCCACUCCCAGAAUCCCUCAGCCAGCAAAGCUGGGAGUUGAAGUCCACAAGUCUUAAAGGGACCAAGGUUGGAGAUCCCUGGACUAGAAGACCUCCAAGAUCCCUUCUGUCAUGUCCCACUCCUCCGCUGACGGCCGGGUCAGGGAAAUCCGAAUCAGGCUUGCCUCUGCAGCUCUGCCCAAAGUCCUAGCAAAGUCCUCAGAGCAGGCAGGAGACCAGAAAGUGACUUCAGCAAGAUAAGUUCGACUUUGCCUGACUCAGAGACUGCCAGAAAGCAGAUCCUUUAUAUAGGCCAUGGGGUGUGGCUCCAUGACUCAGCAUCAUUAAGGCCUGCCCCUCCCUCCCUUCUGUUGCCUCCGCCUAUCCAGUCUUCUGAUGCGAGGGUCACUCCAAUCAGCAGCUGUUGGAAAUAAACUUUCCUCAGGCUCACCUGCUGUGGAGGAGGGGGAGGGGUCUAGCUGCUCCGUUUGCCUGGGCAUGGAGCCAGGGCUGGGGCCGGGGGAUGCUCCCUCCUCUGCAGCCUGCUUGGGCAUGGAGCCAGGGCUGGGACCGGGAGGUGCCCCCUCCUCUUCAGCUUGUCUGGGCAUGGAGCCAGGACUGGGGCCGGGAGGCAUACAUUCCUCCGUGUUCGGGAGCAGAUAAGAAGGCCGCGGCUGCUGUGAGAGCAGACAAGACACAACACCUUCCAACUCUGUUGUUGUUGUUGUGUUUCUCAACCUUGGCCCCUUUAAGGCGGGUGGACUUCAACUCCCAGAAUUCCCCAGCCAGCAUUGGCUGGCUGGGGAAUUCUGGGAGUUGAAGUCCACCCACCUUAAAGGGGCCACAGUUGAGAAGCACUAGUCCAGAUGCAGAAGUAGAGUCCUGGCCCACUCAUUCAAUCCAUCGAUUUAUUAAAAUAAACUGUACUCCGUUCUCCCCACAUUUGGGAUGGUUGCAUGCAUAUAACAGAAGCAGAGCUACUUCCAAUGCCUUAUUUGGCCUGAUAGCAUCCGAUAACCUAGUGAAGAUGUGUGGCAAAUCACCCAUCUGAUAGCAUCCGGUAACCACGGAUUACUGGAUGCCGGGCCAUCUCCUUCGUCCCAUCUCCUUCGUCAUCUGAUCCUUUAUUUUCAGAAUCGGGAAGCAAAUCUUAACUCUUGUGCACGCCUUGACAAUGAUUGGGUGGUGCUCAAAGCACCACACUUUGCUUCUAUUCAGUAAAACAGCCGAACUUUUUCCAGGUUCCCAGUGGCUUUAAGUAGAACCUGAAAGCAACAGCAGUUUUAUUUUACGUUUCUGCAGAAGCCUCGGUCAACGUGGACUUCUUAAUGAAUUGCAAAGAGGUGCUGUUUUUGGAUCAAUACAGGGCACAAAAUUGUGCAUCCAGAUCAUUUUUAAAGUACGUAACAGCUCUAAAUCUUAUUAAAGCCAGGAGCCAGUAGAAUCUCAAUCCUGCUAAUUUUGAGGGUGCUAUUUUUUUUUUAAAAAAAGGGUGCAUACGGCAAUGUUUAUUUCAAAAAGGUGCUAUAGAUUUGCUAUACCACAAGUCUAUUUCUUUUGGGUAGAAAUCUUCAGGUGUUGUUUUUUUUUAAUGGCCACAUUUGAAAUACUCAUUUAUCACCAAAGACACCAUUUUAAUGUAGUGAGAACUUUAUAUUUUUUAAAAAAAAUUCUACUGUACUUGUCAGUGUCCCCAAGGUAAUAAGGAAAAAGCCUGAUGCUUGGGCAUUUUUUUAAAAAAAAAAUCUAAAGGGUUAUUUUAAAAAUUAUUC